Rhizopus microsporus ATCC 52813 is the source of this 1188-nucleotide messenger RNA. RefSeq lists its product as uncharacterized. The record is from RefSeq and is a predicted model, not a curated record. Bases 151 to 1053 code for a protein of 300 amino acids. The transcript is spliced from 4 exons. NCBI's taxonomy places the organism in Eukaryota, Fungi, Mucoromycota, Mucoromycetes, Mucorales, Rhizopodaceae.
UUUAAAUGAAACGAACAAACAAGGUAAGACUCAUUUAUAGUGUUUGAUUCAUGCCUUGACGAUUUUCUAGAUUUGGUUAAGGAGGUAAGAUGCUCUCUUUAGAGGCUUUACACUUGACUUAUAUCAAAAAAGAUACUUGAUCGACAAGAAAUGCUGAAAAACGAACUGAGUCAAUUCAGAGACUAUACAAGCAAAGAUGAGGAUACAAAGACGAAAUUGCUGGAGAGGAUAACAGAGUUAGAAAAGGAUAAACAAAAGCAACAAGAGCAUAUUCAAGAAUUAUAUAGAGAAGUCAAUCAGUUGAGACUUGUAGCUCAAGAAAAGACAGAAAAGGAACAAAAGGUCGAGUCGAUACAAUCGAUGGAAGUAGACGCAUCUACUACUACUACUAUUCAAAAAGAUCCCGUGUUUGAUCGAUUCUUAGAUUUAAGAAAGAAGCUACGACGAAGUAUCUUUCGAGGCGAAGAGUAUUCUCAUGAUGCAGAUGUAAUUAUGGGUGAAAUUGAGCAGUUUCAAGAUGUGACAUUUGAACUUGUCAAGGAAACAAAUAUGGGCAAAUUGCUCAAACUGAUCACACAACGAGAAUUCAAGCAUGAUCCAUACAACAUUAAACAGAGAGCCAAGACUUUGUUUAAGAAAUAUGCUAAAAUAUCUAUACCCAUCUUGGCAUCCAAGAAACCAAGUCAGAUGGUGGCUAUUAGUGUAGACGCUGGUGGAGAAGAAGAGUUUAUAUCGGAUAUGCGUAAUGCUUUACAUAGUUUACAAGAUGAGAAUAACAAGCUAAAGUGCAAAUUAAAGAUUAUGCAAGAAGGUCAAAGGAGGUUAAAGGAAGCCUUUGAAAAGACGCGAUCUACUCCUGUUUUAUCACAAGAGUCAAGGGAUACAGAGUCAGAAUCAUUUAGUCCGGUCUUGGGUGCAGUAAAAGAAGAGGAGGAUCACUUGACACUGAUUGAUGAUGUGGAUAAUAUGGCCUUAAGUCCAGGGCAAUCAACAUUUCCUAGACAAAUGAAAAGAAAAAGGGUACAUAUGAACAUAUAUAAAGCUACAAUCUAACAUUGCUUUAUUCACAGACAUCCAUACGACAACCAUUCAUUUAAUCCUUUAAAUAAAAUGAAGUUUCUCCGGAGUUUUAAUAUUUGCAUUGAUAUUGUUUUUGUUUACACCCAUUUCUGUUUUCUUUUUUUUUUU